This is a messenger RNA of Asterias rubens (European starfish), 2124 nucleotides long. RefSeq names its product cytosolic sulfotransferase 15-like. Gene Ontology annotation, cellular component: cytoplasm. Gene Ontology annotation, biological process: sulfation. Lineage: Eukaryota; Metazoa; Echinodermata; Asteroidea; Forcipulatida; Asteriidae. The transcript has 13 exons. Gene Ontology annotation, molecular function: sulfotransferase activity. The record is from RefSeq and is a predicted model, not a curated record. The coding region runs from base 277 to 2124 and encodes 615 amino acids.
UACGGUUGUUUGAAUGAAGUCGGUGCAUGCGCAGAGCAGAGCAGAGGUACGGCUCACAUUGUAAUAAUCACAUGUAUUAUGUAAUGCGGUGACAAGAGGUACGGUGUACGUGCAGGGAGGUAUAAAUAAGGCACGCAUCGGAUGGUGUAUAAUCAUUGAGGUAGAAUUGGUAUAAUAAACAAGCAAAUUACGAGCACUCACUCGUCAGAGGUUCUACAUCGCACUCACUUCCUUGAUCUUGCACACAAGAGAUAGAACACCAACCAAAGAGCAACAAUGGCUUCCCCUCAAGACAUACAACAGAAAAUGAUGGCAGUACUUGCCAAUUUGAAACAAGAAGAUGCAAAAGGUUUUGAUACGUACGAGUAUGAAGGAGUUCAUCUUGCUGUAGAUACGUUAAAAAGCACCAUGGACGAUCUCAAGACGUUUGAAAUUCGAGAAGAUGACGUGUUCAUUGUUACUUACCCUAAAUCAGGAACCACGUGGACGCAAGAGAUAAUGUCCACUAUACUUCACGAUGGGAACAUUGAGGAAGUAAAUAAGAAACACACACUGCUUAGAGUUCCAUUCUUAGAGAUGACCCACGCUGGUGCAGCGCACCCAGAGAUGCCAAGGAGUGAUAAGAUGGUAGCCAAUAUGCCAAGGUCCACUCCUCGAUUUAUCAAGUCUCAUCUUCCAAGCCAACUACUACCUCCUGAAGUAUGGGAGAAGAAGAUUAAGAUGGUCUACGUCAUCAGGAAUCCUAAAGACACCAUUGUGUCUUUCUUUCAUCACGGAAAUCUUACAGCACCUCACAGGAAUUACCAAUUUGAUGACGUAUUUGAGAGAUUCCUGAAAAACACCCUUCCGUUCGGCAGUUGGUGGGAUCACAUUCUGAAGUUCUGGGAGAAGAGGAAUGAAGAUCACGUCCUGGUGCUUCAGUUUAAAGACAUGAAGAAGGACCUUCGUGGGACGGUGAAGCAAAUCAGUGAGUUCCUUGGGAAAUCCUUCUCAGAUGAAAUCAUAGACGCCAUUACCGAUCACUGCAGCUUUGAGAGCAUGAAGAAUAACCCUAUGACCAACCCAGACACUAUUAUUGCUCAAAGGUUUGGCAAGAUUGCAGAUGGAAAGUCAUUUAUGAGAAAGGGCAAAGAGGGUGGUUGGAAGGCACAGUUGUCCCCAUCUCAAAGCGAGGCUCUAGACGCACUAUGCAAAGAGAGGCUUAAGGAUACUGGUCUGACAUUUGAAAUAUUCGAGUUGGUGUGGACGUAUGAGUAUGAAGGGGUGUAUGUACCUAAAGACGUUCUUCAAACUACCCUUGAUGAUCUUAAGACGUUUGAUGUAAGACAAGAUGAUGUGUUUAUAGUUACCUUCCCUAAAGCAGGUACAACAUGGACUCUUGAAAUAAUGUCGGCCAUUCUUCAUGAUGGUGACAUUGAAUUGCUGAACAAAACCUAUUCAUGGCAAAGAGGACAUUUCUUGGAGAUAACUUUUGGAGGGCAUCAGAAUAGAGAUCUUCCAAAAACGCACAAGGAAAUAGCAAACCUUCCCACAAGUUCCCGACGUCUUAUAAAGUGUCAUCUCCCAGGUCAACUGUUGCCUCCUCAAGUGUGGGAGAAGAAGAUCAAGAUGGUUUACGUCAUCAGGAAUCCUAAAGACUUACUCGUAUCAUUCUUUCAUCAUCAGAGGUUAUUCGCUCCUCAUGAAGAUCUUCAAUUUGACAUAAUAUUCAGCAUGUACAUGGAUGGCACUAUUCCUUACGGCAAAUGGUGGGACCACUAUCUUUACUUCUGGCAGAGAAGAAACGAGGAUCACAUCUUAUUUCUGCGAUUUGAAGACAUGAAGAAGGAUCUUCGUGGGACGGUGAAGCAGAUCAGCGAGUUCCUUGGGAAAUCCUUCUCAGAUGAGAUUCUGGACGCCAUUACCGAUCACUGUAGCUUUGAGAGCAUGAAGAAGAAUCCCAUGACCAAUCCAGACUCUCUGAUUAAGAAUUUCUAUCCAGACGGCAAAAUUCCUGAUGGGCAGUCUUUCUUAAGGAAAGGUAUUGUUGGUGAUUGGAAAGUGCAACUCUCGGAAGCUCAAAGCAAGGCUCUUGAUGAACUGUGUGAAGAGAAGCUUGCAGGAACUAGAUUGUCAUUCAAUUAA